Molecule: messenger RNA, 1332 nt
Organism: Trichosporon asahii var. asahii CBS 2479
Lineage: Eukaryota; Fungi; Basidiomycota; Tremellomycetes; Trichosporonales; Trichosporonaceae
Product: vacuole protein
Exons: 11
Coding region: 1-1332 (443 amino acids)
Source: RefSeq, a predicted model, not a curated record
AUGUUGCCAACACACAUCUUCCUCAUCCUAAAGGGCCGUUCAACAGUCGAAUCCUUCCAAUCUUCCGCUCAGCUCAAGGCUGAACAAUCAAUGUUGGAAAAUGAGUUCCAAUCAAAGUGCAUGACCGCCGAUAUGCGACGGGUGCGCCGGCAGUGGGAAGCCGAGUACGGUGGCGUUGCUGUGAACGACCGGUGGGCAUUCGGUAGGAAACGGGACAUGUGGAGGCGUGAGAUGGGCACCAGCUGGGUUGGAUGGUUAUUUCUUUUCCUCAUCGGCCACGUCUUGGGUUGGGGUCUGAACCCCGACCGGCACCUGCAGCUGGCAAGACUGGAUGAAGCAGCCGUUGAUCAGUUCAACAGAGUCCUUGCCGAACGCACGGGCAACGAGGAUUGUCAGGUGGUCACACUUGUACACCUUCGAGGCGAAGGAGGACGAUUGACGGAAAUGGAAAGGACUAAUGCCCGCCAGCCUUGUCCGCAGGAAUGUUCGCGGUGGGCGCCGGCAGCGGCUGAGAGCGCGAUGGAUAUUACACGAGCGCUUCAAUCGCAAUGUCUCUCCCCUCAAGACUGGACGACUUUCAACGGUUAUCUGAGUGACGCAACUUCGAGAAUCCUUGCAUCGAGAGCUGCGAGACACUCUAGGGGAUCAUCAGCUCGCCCUUUCAACCCAAGUACCUUGCAGUUGAGACAGAGCUCAUUCCAGGUCUCAUCCGACGUUGAAGCCUUUGUGGAAGCCUUAUAUCUGAACUCUGUGUCGCUACUGGGUUCAUCGGCGAAGGACGUGUCAGAGGUUGCACAUGCCCAGCUUGAAUUGCAGACUAUGAGCAAGAACACGGCAGAUUUGUCUCCGCAGAUCAUCCAGGCAUUGGAAAAUACAAAGAUGUUAUCUGCCCUGCAGUCUUCCAUGGCCCAUAGUCUGAUGCUCGCCGAGAAUGCCAAGGUUUCGCUCGAGCGUCUGAACACCAGCAUUACGUCCUUUGUCAAUGCUGUCACGGCUCCGUGGACUAUCAUCCCAGUCUGGUCCGUCCUGCGAGCGGUGUUCGCCAUGGGACCGAACAUUCUUAGAGCAGCGUGGACUGUGAUCUGCAGCGUGUCAACUAGUACCAGUUUCGAAACGGUUUGUGCGAGACCUGCUUCGAUACUGAAACGGCAGGUUCCCUUGCUUUUCCUGGGCAGAUGGCUGUUGAAUAUCGCUCUGAGACAGCUCCGCAGGACCAAAAGCUAUCGAAAUGUCACGCUGCAAAGGGCUGGAUUUCCGGUUGCUCGUCACCCCAUUCAAGAACUCGAAAGGCGCGUGCAGCUUGGGCGUCGAGCGUUUUCUGAGGCAUUGUAA